AUUGGCCUGCUUUGGGACCUGCUGAUGCUUUGGGCGUGCAGCGGCUCCUCAGGACAGACAGGAGGCUCUCUCUCACACUGUCGCCAGCCUCGGAGGAAGAGGAGGAGUUGCGGUCCUCUCGCUGGCUGGAGCCGGCCGAGGAAGAGCAGCCGCCAGUGGGGCCAGGAGUGGGAGACAUGGAUUCAGCUGAAAUGACAACAAAUCGAAGUGAACAAAAAUCAAGGAAAUUUUUAAAAAGCCUUAUACGGAGACAACCCCAGGAGCUCCUGUUGGUAAUUGGAACUGGCGUGAGCGCAGCGGUGGCACCCGGAAUUCCAGCCCUUUGCUCUUGGCGGAGCUGCAUUGAGGCCGUCAUUGAAGCAGCCGACCAGCUGGAAGUGUUGCAUCCAGGAGAUGUGGCUGAAUUCCAGAAAAAAGUGGUCAAGGAAAGAGAUUUGCUUGUGGUUGCUCAUGACCUCAUUCGAAAGAUGUCACCACGCACAGGAGAUGCCAAGCCUAACUUUUUCCAGGACUGCCUAAUGGAGGUCUUUGAUAAUUUGGAGCAACACAUUCAGAAUCCUGUUCUCCUGCAGGCAAUCCUCCGACUCAUGGAGAGGGGCACAAUGGUGCUCACCACCAACUAUGAUAACUUACUCGAAAUUUUUGGUCAGCAACAAAAUAAGCCCAUGGUAUCUCUUGACUUGAAAGAUAAGGACCAGGUUCUCCAGUGGGCAAAGGGACAUGUCCAAUAUGGAGUUCUUCACAUUCAUGGCUUGUAUACUGACCCCUGUGGAAUGGUGCUGGAUCCUUCGGGAUAUAGAGAUGUUACUCAAGAUGCCGAGGUGAUGGAGACUCUGCAAAACCUGUAUCGGACAAAAUCUUUCUUGUUUUUGGGCUGUGGGGAGACCUUGCGUGAUCAGAUAUUUCAAGCCCUCUUUCUAUAUACUGUCAAAAACAAAGUGGAUCUCGAACAUUACAUGUUGGUGCUCAAAGAAAACGAGGACAAUUUUUUUAAACUACAGGCAGACAUGCUUUUACACGGCAUAAAAGUCGUUUCUUAUGGGGAUUCCUUUGAAAGCUUCCCUGAGUAUGUUCAAGGUCUCACAACUCAGAUCUGCAAACAGAAGAGUCCAGAUACAGAUCGAGUGGACAGCACAACACCUUUGGGAGCAUCUUGUUCGGACUGUGCAAAGCGAAAGCUAGGAGAAAGUGGCAGUGACCAAAAUAAAAGAGCAAAGCAACUCAAUAAUGAUACUGCUGAAGAAUCUGGUCCUUGUGAAUAUGUGAGGAUAUGACUUCAAAACAACUAUAUGUUGCGAUUGUGCCAUCUAUUUAAAACAUGAAGAAUCAUGUGGAGGGUAGAGGAAGGCCCUAACUACUAAAGUUUAAGUAUGUGAUGAAGCGUCUAUCCUUGUGAAAAUGGGCUAACUAUGUGUAACACUCCUAUGUGGUCAGGAUAUGUUAACUGCAGAAGUGACUUUGAACCAAGGCUGGCUUGGUAUAACCUAGCUAUCUCAGGGAUAAAGUAUUGCAAGAGGUUUGGAAAUAUCAUUUUACUUUGAAUUUCCUUGACGCCUCAUCUUUCCACCUGGUGUCAGUUAGACAGAGGACUAUAUCUUCUUCUAACAGAACGGGUGUUUAAUAUCUUCCAUUAGAGUAACUGCAUGAGAAGAAUGGGAUGGAAUCCAAAGAUUUUCUUCCAAGGGCAAAAAAAAAAUUCGAGAACUGCUAAAGAAUUUACUUCAUAUGCUGCUAUAUGGAACUGAUUUGACAAUCUUCCUUCUUGUGAAUGCGUGAUGAAUUUUUUCAAAGAAUUUAACUGAUUUAUUGAUUAUUCUAAAGCCUUUGACUGUGUGGAUCAUAAUAAAUUGUGGCAAGUUCUUGGUGGUAUGGGCAUACCAAAUCACCUUAUGUCUCUCCUGAGGAACAGUAAGGACUUACUGAGCAACAGUAAGGACUGACCAUGGAACAACAGACUGGUUCAAGAUUGAGAAAGGCGUACGGCAAGGUUGUUACUCUCACCCAAUCUAUUGAACUUGUAUGCAGAACACACCAUGAGAUGUGUGGGGCUUGAGGAAUGCAAGGCUGGGGUGAAAAUUGCUGGAAGAAACAUUUACAACCUUAGAUAUGCAGAUGACACCACUUUGAUGGCCGAAAGCGAGGAGGAGCUGAGGAGCCUUCUAAUCAAGGUGAAAGAAGAAAGCCCAAAAGCUGGGUUGCAGUUAAACAUAAAAAAAACAA
This is a messenger RNA of Anolis sagrei ordinatus, 2220 nucleotides long. The record is from RefSeq and is a predicted model, not a curated record. Lineage: Eukaryota; Metazoa; Chordata; Lepidosauria; Squamata; Anolidae.